CAGGAGCCGCGUCACUUGGUGGACGCUCUGGCCCUUUUUCUGCUACUCGUCUCUCCUUUUCCCGGGGAAGGAUGUCGCUCCUGCUCCAAAAUGGCGGCCGCGAGGAGGAGUCUCCUGCAGAGUGAACAACUGUCAAGCUGGACAGAUGACUUGCCCCUCUGUCAGCUUUCAGGUGUGGGUUCAGCUCCUAAUCGUUCCUACACUGCAGAUGGAAAGGGGACAGAAAUACACCCAUUAGAAGAUAAUUGGUUGAAAUUCAGAAGUGAAAACAACUGCUACCUCUAUGGAGUCUUCAAUGGUUAUGAUGGUACCCGGAUCACUAAUUUUGUGGGAGAGAGGCUUUCUGCAGAGCUCCUCUUGGGCCAGCUGAAUGCAGACCAUGAUGAUGCUGAUGUGCGUAGAAUCCUGCUGCAGGCUUUCGAUGUCGUGGAACGGAGCUUCUUGGAAUCGAUUGAUGAUGCAUUGGCAGAGAAGGCCAGCCUACAAUCUCAGUUGCCAGAGGGGAUCCCCCAUCACCAGCUGCCCUCUCAGUAUCAGAAAAUCUUGGAGCGGUUGAAGGCUGUAGAAAAGGAAAUCUCUGGAGGAGCCAUGGCUAUUGUGGCUGUCAUUCUGAACAGCAAGCUCUACAUUGCCAAUGUAGGAACGAACCGUGCACUGUUGUGCAAAUCCACCGUAGAUGGGUUGCAAGUGACACAGCUCAAUAUGGAUCACACCACAGAGAAUGAAGAUGAGCUGUUUCGCUUUUCUCAACUGGGUUUGGAUGCAGCAAAAUUGAAGCAAGUAGGAAUCAUAUGUGGGCAGGAGAGUACCCGACGCAUUGGGGAUUAUAAGGUCAAAUAUGGCUACAGUGACAUUGAACUUCUAAGUGCUGCAAAGUCAAAGCCAAUCAUAGCAGAGCCUGAAAUCCACCGAGGACUGCCGCUGGAUGGAGUCACAGGCUUUCUUGUUCUCAUGUCUGAAGGACUCUACAAAGCACUGGAAGCAGCUCAUGGGCCUGGGCAAGCCAACCAGGAAAUUGCAGCCAUGAUUGCCACAGAGUUUGCGAAACAAACCUCACUGGAUGCUGUGGCUCAAGCAGUUGUGGAUCGGGUCAAGCGCAUUCACUGUGACACAUAUGCCAGCGGUGGCGAACGGUCCAAGUUCUGCUCUCGUCACGAGGACAUGACUCUGCUGGUGAGGAAUUUUGGGUACCCACUGGGCGAAAUGAGCCAACCCACUCUCACUCCAACGCAAGGUGGCCGUGUUUACCCUGUGUCGGUGCCAUACUCCAGUGCCCAGAGUACAAGCAAGACAAGCGUAACAUUAUCCCUUGUCAUGCCUUCCCAAGGUCAGAUGGUCAAUGGUGCUCAUAGCAGUUCCACGUUGGAUGAAGCAACACCCACCCUCACUAACCAAAGUCCAACAGUGACCCUCCAGUCUACUAAUACUCACACCCAGAGCAGUAGCUCAAGCUCAGAUGGGGGCCUCUUCCGUUCUCGGCCCUCUCAUUCUCUCCAGCCAGAUGAAGAUGGGCGUGUUGAGCCCUACGUGGACUUUGCCGAAUUCUACCGCCUCUGGAACAUGGACCACAGUGAACAAGGGGCACUUGCUGUGUAACAAAUGCAGAGGGAUCAAUCCCUGAGACUUCCCGUUAGGUGGGGGAGAUGGUGCCUGAUGAGGCAGAAAUAGUUCAUCAUCUGGCUGGCCACAUUCUGCCAUUAAGCAUGCACUCCUUUAGGGGGAAUGAGUCUAACGUUUGGAUAGGCUGCAGAUAAGGUUUUUCUCAUCAACUUAUCAAAAAUGUUAGCCUUUUCUAAAUGUCCCUUCCACUGUGAAAACCUGUGGACAUAAGAGAGGGUUGUGAACCCUUCCUGCACCUCUAACAUUAGUCAGCAAUCAGGGCUAUGUUGUGAGGAAGACAGCAGCCACAAGGAUCCGUCAAGGGAUGAACUGUAUGUGUGCACUGCUGUUCCAAGAUUGGAGUCUGGAAUUACAGUGUCAUGAUAAUGAUGUGUUAGCUUCCUGGAAGAUACCUCUUUUUUUCAGAAUAAACAGUAACUUAUA
Molecule: messenger RNA, 2043 nt
Organism: Sceloporus undulatus (fence lizard)
Lineage: Eukaryota; Metazoa; Chordata; Lepidosauria; Squamata; Phrynosomatidae
Gene: TAB1
Product: TGF-beta activated kinase 1 (MAP3K7) binding protein 1
Exons: 11
Coding region: 91-1596 (501 amino acids)
Biological process (GO): protein dephosphorylation
Cellular component (GO): cytosol
Molecular function (GO): protein serine/threonine phosphatase activity
Source: RefSeq, a predicted model, not a curated record